Pelmatolapia mariae (spotted tilapia) is the source of this 3496-nucleotide messenger RNA. It is a transcript of the gene st6galnac, whose product is annotated as ST6 (alpha-N-acetyl-neuraminyl-2,3-beta-galactosyl-1,3)-N-acetylgalactosaminide alpha-2,6-sialyltransferase. The transcript is spliced from 10 exons. The record is from RefSeq and is a predicted model, not a curated record. NCBI's taxonomy places the organism in Eukaryota, Metazoa, Chordata, Actinopteri, Cichliformes, Cichlidae. Gene Ontology annotation, molecular function: sialyltransferase activity. The coding region runs from base 321 to 1682 and encodes 453 amino acids.
UGCAAGGCAGGCAGCACAGCCGCUUCACAGUAGAUGAGCAAUAGAGAGCUAAGUUAGAGGAAUAUGUCUCCACUGUGAGCACCAGAAAGGAAAUACUUAGAGCAAAGGAAACAGGAGCUCAGCUGCUGCUGUGUUGAGAGAAGCUCAGAGGAGAGCCCAGAUCCUGUCGUGGGUAAAUCCCCUGCCGUCGACAGUUGCCCUGUCGAGUGGCACAGCGUUCACGUCCUCUUGCUCCUCAUGUUCCUGGGAGCUGAGCGGAGGGCAGGGCGAGGAGACACAGCCUGCCAGCCGGAGUCACAAGCACUGUGAUUGGGAUUGGGAUGGGGCUGCACAGGAGGCUGCUUUUUGCCGUGCUCACGGUCUCGUGCGUCCUUAUUGUCUACAUUCUGGCUUUGACCCUGGAGAGGCCUCUGGUGCCUCUCUACGACUUCAUACAGAGGGCAAGCAGCGUCUCAUCCGAGGAGCCUCUCGACGGGCCGAGCAACAAUGCCCACUUGACCUUCCUGCCCCCAGUGCCCAGCUCGCAUCCAGACAGGGAUGUAGGGAAUUUGUUCCUAAAGCAUCACAAAGUGCAAAAACAAGACCUGGAUAAGGAGACAUCCAAGUCCAGAUCUGAUGAUGCCAAUAAUAAAACCAGGAUCAAUACCAAACGGCCUACAGUGAAGCCUGCUCGGCCAGCCAAACCUACGGACCCUCCCUUCAUAGGAGACUCGUACAUGAGCGAAGACGUCCCUUCACAGACGGGCUGUCCAGACAGCAUCCGAAGUCGGGUGGGGAAAACUGAAUUUGGAGAGCGAUUUCUGGAAAGUAUUCCAGUUUUGCAGUGGGCCAAACACGCGACACCCGAACAGCACCGGCGUCUGAGCCGUUAUCCAGGAGCACACGGCUGGGGAGGGAUCGAUUACAACACACUGGUGGAAACACUCUCUGUCCUCAACUCUCCUGCUAACUGGCAGAUGUUGGACAACUGGAAGGCUCCUGGCAAUAAGUCAGCGUGCAGUCGCUGUGCAGUGGUGGGGAAUGGAGGGAUACUGAAGAACUCCCAGAAAGGGAAGGAGAUCGACAGCCAUCACUAUGUCUUCAGGACCAACGGGGCAAUCAUUAAGGGCUUUGAGGAGGACGUAGGGUCUCGGACCACCCACUACACGUUCUCCACAAACACGCUGAUGAAUUCCAUGUUGAGCUACGCAGGUGUCGGGUACAGACGACCCCCCAUGUCUAAGGAAACGCGGUACAUUUUCCUGCCGGAUCACGACCGAGACUACCUUCUGAUGAAAGCGGCGGCGACGCACACCCUGGUGGACAGGGGGCGUGAGAAGGGCAAAAAUCCAGUGAAGUACUUUGGUGAGGAUGUGUCAGCAGAGAAGUUGAAGAUGUACCAUCCUGAUUUCAUCCGUUACCUCAGAAACAGAUUCCUCAGAUCUAGCACUCUGAAAAGCAGAUUCAAAGACAUCUACCGUCCAUCGACCGGUGCCACGAUGCUGCUGGCGGCGCUGCACAGAUGUGAUCAGGUAAGUGCGUACGGCUUCAUGACCCCAGACUACAAGAAAUACUCUGACCACUAUUACGACAAAAACUAUCACCCUGUGGGCUUCUACGCCAACCACGACCUGCGUAUGGAGAUGAAUCUGUGGCAGCAGCUGCACAAGGCCGGCCUCAUACGGCUCUACAUGCGCAACUAAACCAGGAUGAUGAGAAAUUUCAUCACUCCAUCUGCACGCGGAUCACCAGCGUAGUCACAGGGAGACCUGUGACACUUCACAACUUUCUGAAAUAAACGUAAAACCACAGAUGAUUUAUUUUCAUGAAGGAAAUGAUGAUAAAUUUGAUUUCUAAAGGACAGCUGCUGUUAUUGUUCAGCAGGGAGAUCAGAGUUAUGGGACUAUUAUUUGUUUUGCCUCUUUUUAAAGGAACCUUUCUGUCCUGGGAAGCAUUAUUUUGGUGACUGGUAGGGGGAAAAUGGAUCUUAUUAUGUUAAUUUAAAAGAAAGAAGCGAUUUUUGGAUUAAAGGGCCCGCUGGUCUGGACCACGCAAUCCUGUGACGGUAAAUCCAAACGGUGUAAGCUGUGAGUCACAAUCUCUAAGAUACUGUCAGACUGUUAAGAUGCUUUCAACAACCUCAAAGGGGAGCUCUUCUCCUCCUGCUCCUCCUCCUCCUCAUCUUCUGUCAUACAUGGGCUCUUCCAGUGUUUCACUUACCUGCUGGUUAAACCAUCUGUUUAUGAGGGGCAACCAAUAAGAAGAAAGGUGGCUUGAAGGAAGCUAACGUGGUUCAUUUCAAACAGAGAAUAAACUGAGGGGCUGCACCAGUGUAAGAUUUACUUUGAACUGUGCUACUCUGGUAGAGUUCAAAAUCAUGACUGUAAAUCUGGGAAUCGGCAGAAUACAUCAGCUUUAGUUAGAGUUGAAACACUCCAGAUAUGCUAUUUUUUUUUUUUAAGUGUUAUUUCCUCUCUUUGAAUAGAUGGGCACAGAUUCUUGUCUAGUUAAAGAGGGAACUGAUUUGCUAUUGUAAAAGUUUGAUUGUUUUAAAAUUAUUUCAUUAUCUCUGCAGACAAUCUGUGGUGUGUGAUUUAUGGUAAUAUUUGGCUUUCCUGUGAACCUUUCUGCUGCUGCUACAAGCUGAAGUGGGAACUGGAAAUUGUCCCUUCUGUCUUGUUAUGUAUUUAUUUUCAAACCAGCAAACCACCAAAAAAAUGCUUACUCUGAGCACUUUAGAUCGUAUCAUACAAUCGGUCUCUGGCAAAGCUCAAGUUAUUAUUGCUUGACACAGCGAGACCGCUCUCGAGUUGGCAACGUGCUUAAAAUAUCCUGUCCCCGCCCUAAGUGACGGUCAGAGCACUGCUGGCAGUGACCACGGCCCAUUUUUAUGUGUUUUCUGUUUUUUCUGUGUGAGUUUACUGUGGAAUGAAAAGGGAAAUACUUCAAUGACUGUGACUUUAAAGCUCACUGCAACAGAUUAUUGAAACAAAUUAAGUAUUUAGUUUAAGGGACUUAAUUUAUUCUCUUGUUUUAAACACAUUUUAAUUUCUUUUUUUUUAACACUUAAUUACACUUUGUGGCCUCUACUGGACUUUCAGUGCCUUCAAUGUGAAACAGCAGUUUGGGUUAAUUACUGUAACUGAACUGAACUUUAUUGCCAGACUCCUUCAGCUCUGACUCAUCAGCUUCUAUCUCUGAACUGACCGUGGGGGGUCUGCCCUCGACUACAUGGAUGUACUGUCUUCAAGCUUAAAGGGGAUUUUAUUGUAUUUUAUUAACAAUACUACAAGUUUGAAGUGGAAGGAAGGUAACCAAACCAAAAACGGUCAAAUCAGGGAAUGUGUGUAUUUAAAAUUAGCCUUCUGUGUUAUUAAAUCAGUGCAGAAAAAGCAAUGCAAUAUUUCCAGCAUUUCUGCAAACUGUAGAGGGGAAGGGGACUUCUGGUUUAUAUACGGUGCAAUGAUUGAUUGUGAUUUUAUCCUUUUUUAAAAAAAUAAAAUCCAUAUCUCAGUGA